GCUGUGCUCAUCAGUUUCUUUUCUGGACAAUUCAUAAUAAUGCCAGCUGAGACCUUACUCCCGCAGUUUGACCUGCUUACUUUACAUGAGAAUGAAACGGGCUGGGGUCCUGUCGAUAUUCCGAAAGAAUUCGAAGGGGUGCCUUACCAGCCUUUUUCAAAGGAUACACGCCUUGGAAGGGUUGCUGAUUGGUCCGGCAACGUUUACCAAGACAUGAAGUCCAAAGGUCGCUACAUGUCGCAGUUUUCCGGCUCUCAAUACGCUUACGUGCAUGACGAGGAUGACAGUAAUUUCCAGUUGGUAACCUCUGGUCGUGAUCUGAAAUCUACCAAUUUACGUCAGCGUUAUCGAUUUCCAAUGCGUGGACGUCGCCCGGGAACUACCGGGGGUUACAAUUACGCGUCGUCAGGUCGUGGUGGUUAUGGUCAACAAUCCGGGAUUUAUCAGAAUCGGAAAUUCCGUAAUCUGUCGGAUCGCGAGCGUAUGAUGCAGUAUCCGAACCGGCGUUGGAACAACCAGUGGAGCAACGCUACUGGUCCUGGAAGUCAACGCCGAGGCGGAAUGCAGGGUCCUGGUGCUUGGCGGAAUCAGCCUGGUGGUGGAUGGGGUUCCUCCUAUCAGGACAGACGUCAGCCUCACCGAACUGUUAGGGAUGCCUCAGUCCAAAUCAAGGAUUCGUGGAACUUGGAAGAAGAGCUGGACUUCACUCGAUUGUCCAAAUUAGCGUUGCCCACAGUGAAGGAACCAGUGGAUCUCGUGAAAUGUGGCGAGAUGGAGUACUACGACAAGUCGUACGACCGGGUCAGCACUCGUAACGAACGUCCCCUCGUGCGAGUUAACCGCGUCACACACACGGUGUCGACAAUGGAUGACCCGAUCAUUCGUGAUUUGGCCAAACAACACGCUGCUCGAGUGUACUGCACAGACUCCAUCGCAUCACGCAUCAUGUGUUGCACGCGGUCAGUGAAUCCAUGGGACUUGGUAUUUACACGGGCGGAUGACCUUCUCUUCAUCGAUGAGCGCGAGAAAUCGGAACUCGAUCUGGUCACUGUUUGUGAGACUGCCGCCGAACCUCCAAACGAAGAGCCCGGACACAUCAACUCUGCUCAGCGCCUCGCACUGGAAGCAACUUACAUAAACACUAAUCUGGCGCAACAAAUGCUAUUAAUGGGUGGCAAAAAGUAUUCGUUUCCAGAACGCAAUCCCUUCAUUGAUGACGAUGAGGAUGAUGAAGAUGAAGACGACAGCGAUGACGAUGACGAGGAGGAGGUCGAUGAGGAUGACGAGCAAGAAGGUGGCGAUCAGUCGAAGCGCAAUGGCAAGAAAAAGGACAAGAAAGACGAAUUAGGCUCUGUUGGAUAUCGCUAUCGUCUAUUUGAUUUGGGCAACCAGAUCACUCUUGUUGUUCGAUGUGAGAUCAACGGCGUGCUUCCUCCGGCCACCACAGACGCGGAGCAGUCGACCCAGGCGACUCCACAGUUCGUUUGUAUUCGCGCUUUGAACGAGUUUGAUUCUCGAUGUUGUGGCGGAGUGGACUGGCGCUCAAAAUUGGACACCCAGCGCGGCGCUGUCUUGGCCUCUGAGAUCAAAAACAACGCUUUCAAGUUGGCACGAUGGACCGUGUGCAGUAUCCUUGCCGGCGCGGACCAACUCAAGCUGGGUUUUGUCUCACGUGUCAAUCCGAAAGACUCUUCGCGACAUGUGAUUCUUGGUACACAACAGUGCAAACCCCUGGAAUUUGCACUUCAACUCAAUCUGAACUUGGACAACUCUUGGGGUAUACUGCGUUGCGUGAUCGACUUCUUCAUGAAGAUGCCCGAAGGCAGAUAUCUCCUACUAAAGGACCCUAACAAGCCUAUGCUUCGCAUCUUCUCCGUCCCAAGAGAUGCCUUUGAAUCGGACGAGAGCGAGGAAAGUGGAGAGGAUGUCCCACCCGCACAGCCGCAGACCUCAUCUGAUCAUAUGCACGAUGAACAGACUGCUGACCAUGUGGUGGAACCUGACAGAGUUGCAGACUGAGGAACUCCAUCGCCUUUCAAGUGUCACUUAUCCGCUUGUGAUUACAUGAUUCGACAUUGAUUCCAUCUCUGUUCUUACUUUUUGUAUUGGUUCCUAGGCCUUUAGUGGCGAGCGUCAUCACACACGUUUUGUUCAACAUGGCAGUCAGGUUAUC
This is a messenger RNA of Dicrocoelium dendriticum, 2173 nucleotides long. The record is from the annotation of a GenBank genome assembly. NCBI's taxonomy places the organism in Eukaryota, Metazoa, Platyhelminthes, Trematoda, Plagiorchiida, Dicrocoeliidae.